This is a messenger RNA of Anguilla rostrata (American eel), 1147 nucleotides long. RefSeq lists its product as uncharacterized. Bases 207 to 941 code for a protein of 244 amino acids. NCBI's taxonomy places the organism in Eukaryota, Metazoa, Chordata, Actinopteri, Anguilliformes, Anguillidae. The record is from RefSeq and is a predicted model, not a curated record. The transcript is spliced from 6 exons.
UUUUGGGUAGCCUUUUUAUGGAAUUCCGAUCGGCGGGUUGUUGCCUAGUCCCAAGUACAAGCGUUACUAGAGUUAUAGUGGUUUAUAUUCUUUCAAGGAAGAAUAUAGUGGGUGCCUGUUGUUUUGAACUUAUUUGUUACUACGGGUAGUUUAACUAACUAAAUGGAUUUAGAUCCUGUUUCCACGCUGCGCAUAGAAAGGACGGGAUGCAAGAAGAACCAAGGUGGAAACUUCCCAGCAUGUCUCUGAACAAGCACCUAUUUGCCUGUGAGGACCCCAGUGUGUGGAGAGGCAUAUAUAAGAAAUAUUGGCAAGUGGUGGAGCUCAAGUCAGAUGGCAAGGGCAAGAAACGUGGCAAGCUGCUUCCCCUGGAUAAAUGGUAUCAGGAAGAGCUGCCUGCAGCCAUAGCUGGCAGAUCUGAGCGCUUUCUUACUCAUACGGAGCUAGUCAAGCUGAUGGAGUGGAAGCUUACGAGAGGGAAGUUUCGCCCCAGGUUGCAGGAGUUAGUGGCUACUAAUUCCAGUGAGACAGUGGAAAGGUGCACUAAGAAGGCCUUCGGUCUCCUCCCUGACAUCACUGCUGCCGUCACUGAGCUCAGCUCUUUGAAAGCUUUGGGCCCGGCCACUGCCUCAGCGGUGCUGGCCGCCGGGGCUCCGGAGCUGGCUGCCUUCAUGGCUGAUGAGGCAGUCGAGAGUAUUCCUGGCCUGAAGCCCAUCCAGUACACUGUUAAGCACUAUUCUCUGUACCUGCAGCGAGUGAAGGAACGCACACAGGCUCUCAACAAAGUGGACACUGACCAGGACUGGACACCUCACAAGGUGGAGUUAUGUUUGUGGGCCUGGGCUGUGGCCAGUAAGCUGCAGCCCUCCCUGCUUCAGGACGGCUGUGAUGAGGAGGCUGGAACCACCGAGCCACAUGCCAAGAGGCAGAAAAUCAAGUAGACUCAUUUCCCUCAGGACCAGGUAGAGAGGAUCACAGCUUGCCCUGGAUUUUGACCAGUUCACUUCUCUGAUUUACAUAGAUACUUGUGUGCAUUUGUCUCACACUUAUUUACAUUUGGGAUUUAAUAUACAAACACACGUUUGUCACAUAUUCAGUUGCGAUCUCUUGGUAAAUCUGUAUCCCAAUAAAAAGCAAUCACUUCCUA